AUGGCUAAAAAUCCAGCCCUUCAACAGGCAUAUUGUGACUUCAUGAAUGAGUACGAGUCACAAGGUCACAUGGUCAAAGCAUCACCUGUUGAAGACCAUUCUAGAUGCUAUUACCUACCACAUCAUAGUGUCAUCAAAGAGUCGAGUACAUCAACAAAGUUGAGAGUUGUAUUUAACGGUUCACAAAAGACAAAUACUGGUGAAUCUUUAAACGACAACUUGUACGAGGGUCCCAAGUUAUUGAAUUCUUUGGUGUCUGUACUCACACAAUGGAGAGCAUAUCAGUAUGUUUUUUCGUGUGACAUACGACAAAUGUUCAGACAGAUCAUCAUCCAUCCUGAUGAUCAAAAGUAUCAAAGAAUUCUUUGGAGACAUACACUCGACUCACCAGUUCAAGAGUACGAAUUAACAACCGUAACAUAUGGUACCAAACCAGCACCAUUUUUGGCUUUGGCUACUUUGAAGCAACUUGAACUGGAAGAGGGAGAUAGGUUUCCGUUGGUUAAAUCAGCUAUUUCACAAGGGUCAUAUAUGGAUGACAUAUAUGUUGGUGCUGAUAAUAUACAACAAGGGGUUGACAAGGUGGUACAAAUACAACAAAUGCUUCACUCAGGUGGCUUCGAGCUGAGGAAAUGGAUAAGUAACUCGAGUGAGUUAUUGAGUAAAAUUCCAGUAGAAUUUCAUGAGAAAUCAUCCACCUCGAGUGAUAGUAAUCAAGUUUUCAGGACACUUGGUCUCAAUUGGGAUACAACAGCUGAUUGUUUUAGUUAUAUUCCAAUAGUAUAUAAAGAACCUAAAGCAAUCACUAAGAGAGUCGUCUUAGCACAAGUGGCUCAACUAUUCGAUCCACUUGGUUGGAUAUCACCAGUCAUAGUUAAGGGUAAAUUAUUUAUGCAAUCUUUAUGGAAGAUUAAGCUUGACUGGGAUGAGCCAAUUCCUGAAAAUUUAUUGGGUCCAUGGAGAGACUUUGUCUCUCAACUGAGUCAUCUAUCUGAGAUAAAAAUACCGAGAUGGUUGAAUCUCACACCAACAGUUUCAUCCAUUGAGAUUCAUGGAUUUGGUGACGCUUCUGAUGCAGCAAUUGGGGCUGUAGUGUACUUGGUGUCUAUUGAUACUCUUGGUGUAGCCAAGAGUAAUAUAAUAGCAUCAAAAUCGAAGCUAGCACCUAUUAAGGCCGAAUCCAACAGCUCCAAUAAAACUAGAGUAAAAGUUUCGACACCGAGAUUGGAGCUGUCAGCCGCAGUGCUGUUGGUGAAAUUGGUGAGAGAUAUUCAACAGAGUUUGGGUUGUCAGUCAGCAAAGAUACACUUGUGGACUGACUCAUCCAUCACUUAUUAUUGGAUCAAAGGCGACGCUAGUCGUUGGAAAACCUUCGUCCAUAACAGAGUAGUAUUUAUAAAAAAUACACUCACACAGGCAACCUGGCAUCAUGUGCCAGGUGAGGAUAAUCCAGCUGAUAUCGUAUCACGUGGUACAUCAUCAUCACAACUGCAUACAGACUCGUUGUGGUGGCAGGGUCCAGCCUGGAUUAUCAAAAGUCAAGAUUCAUGGCCUGUGUUGAGUAACCCAGAGAUAGACAUGACUCAGGUUGAAGAAAAGCCAUUAAUUUGCAAUGUGACGUCAACCAGACGUGAAGAAUUUUUGGACAACUUCUCGUCAUUGGUCAAAGCUGUUACAGCAGCAGCUUUGUGGAGAAGAUUUUAUCAGAGUUUCUCGUUGAAAUACCCUGUAAAUAAAUCUUCUUAG
Messenger RNA from Aphidius gifuensis, 1746 nucleotides. RefSeq lists its product as uncharacterized. Lineage: Eukaryota; Metazoa; Arthropoda; Insecta; Hymenoptera; Braconidae. Bases 1 to 1746 code for a protein of 581 amino acids. The transcript has a single exon. The record is from RefSeq and is a predicted model, not a curated record.